UUUCUUUCAUCUCUAAUACUGACGUAGGUGCAAAACCUGGAAAAUUGUAAGGUGAAGUGAAAAUUGCAAAAAAAAGUGAAAAAAGAUAAAAUAUUUGGCAAAUAAUUGUGCAAUUUAAGUGCUGAUAAAAAUGAACAUGUAUAACGGACAGGUAAAUGGUUAUAUGGGAAGUGCACCCGCCGGUGGUAUGCCCAACAAUCGUAUGGGCGCUGGCGGCGGUGCUGGAAUGUUCCAGCGUAAUCGCUCGGCUCCCUACAUUCGUGGUGGACCCGGCGGUGGCGCUGGUACUGGUGGAUUCAAUGGAGGUCGCAUGAAUAUGGGCGGCCCAGGAGCUCGCGAUGGAGGAGGUUUUAAUGGUGGACAGAACAGCAACCGCACGUCCACUCAUGGCGCCCAUCUGCCAUCAAUUAUUUGGGCAGAGGUGUCGCUUACACCAUUCCGCAAGAACUUCUACAAGCCUUGUGAAUCUGUGUUGGCUCGCACUCAAGGGGAGACAGAAACCUUCUUGAGCAGCAACGAGAUAACUAUUAAAGGCAAUGAGGUGCCCACUCCUAGCAUUGAAUUUGAGGAGGGCGGUUUCCCUGACUAUGUAAUGAAUGAGAUACGCAAGCAGGGCUUUACCAAGCCCACAGCUAUUCAAGCUCAGGGUAUGCCCAUCGCAUUAAGUGGCCGUGAUCUGGUGGCCGUGGCCCAAACCGGUUCGGGCAAGACAUUGGCCUAUGUCUUGCCCGCUGUGGUCCACAUUAACAAUCAGCCGCGCUUGGAACGUGGCGAUGGACCCAUUGCUUUGGUACUCGCACCCACACGCGAGCUGGCCCAGCAAAUCCAGCAGGUAGCUAGUGAGUUUGGGUCGAACACUCAGGUGCGCAACACCUGCAUUUUCGGCGGUGCCCCCAAGGGCCAGCAAGCUCGCGAUUUGGAGCGUGGCGUCGAGAUUGUCAUUGCGACUCCUGGACGCUUGAUUGAUUUCUUGGAGCGCGGAACCACCUCGCUUAAGCGCUGCACCUAUCUGGUGUUGGACGAGGCCGAUCGCAUGCUGGACAUGGGCUUUGAGCCGCAAAUCCGUAAAAUUAUGCAGCAGAUACGCCCAGAUCGUCAGGUGCUCAUGUGGUCCGCCACCUGGCCCAAGGAGGUUCGCCAGCUGGCCGAAGAAUUUCUCAACAACUACAUUCAGGUCAACAUUGGCUCUCUGUCGUUGAGCGCCAAUCAUAACAUACUCCAGAUUGUCGAUGUCUGUGAUGAGUCGGAAAAGAUCGUUAAGCUCAUACAGUUGCUAACCCAAAUCUCUGGUGAGAAUGAGACCAAGACCAUCAUAUUUGUGGAGACCAAGAAGCGUGUGGAUGAGAUAACACGCAAUAUAUCACGCCAGGGCUGGCGUGCGUGUGCCAUUCAUGGCGACAAGUCGCAGCAGGAACGCGACUUUGUGCUAUCGAGUUUCCGCAAUGGACGCCACUCCAUACUGGUGGCCACCGAUGUGGCCGCACGCGGAUUGGACGUUGACGAUGUCAAGUUUGUGAUCAAUUAUGAUUAUCCUUCCAACUCGGAGGAUUAUGUGCACCGCAUCGGGCGUACCGGUCGUUCCAAUAAUACGGGCACUGCGUACACCUUGUUUACGCACUCCAAUGCCAACAAGGCCAAUGAUUUGAUUCAAGUGCUGCGCGAGGCCAAUCAGACCAUUAAUCCCAAGCUGAUGAACAUGGCUUCCAAUGCUGGCUAUCAGAAACGUGGUGGCAGCAACUAUCGCGGCAACACUGGUGGCUAUCAGGGGCGCAAUUCGCAAAUGGGCAACUCCAACAACUAUCGCAACAACCAGAACAUCAAUAACAACAACAACAUGAAUAGAAAUGGCAAUGGCAACAAUGGCUACAACCCGGCUGGUCCGCCGCGCUAUGACCAAAAGGUAUCGCGUAAUUCGCCGCCUUCUUCUGGUGGCUAUCGUCCGCCAGCCAUUGGCUAUCAGCAACAGCAACAGCAGCAGCAGCAGCAGCAACAACAACAGCAGCAGCAGACACCAUCACAGCAACCCAAUGGAGUGCAGUUCUCACGUUUCAAUCCGAAUGCCGCUUGCUUUGAGCCGAAGACCCAAGCUUCGGGCGGGCAGCAGCAUCAGCAGCCACAACAUCUGGCCGCUGCUCAGGCAGCCGCAGCAGCCGCUGCUGGCUAUGGCUAUGGCGUCGAACAGAAGCGCUCUCGCUUCGCCUUGAAUUUCAAUAUGCCACCACCACCCAUUACACACCAACAACAACAGCAGCAGCAACAGCAACAACAGCAGCAGCAGCCGCAGCCACAGCCGCAACAGCAGCCACAACAGCCGCAACCGCAGCAGUUGCCGGUGGGAGGAGCAGCCGCCAUGCCGCCACAGGCAUACGGACAGUAUACGAGCAUGUCCAGUAGCAUGGCGACAGUGUCGCUGAACGGAGGUGCACCCAGCAUAGCGGCUAGCGCCUAUCGAGCCCCAUACGCAAUGCCGUACGUGAUGCCRCCACCACCAUUACCCGUACAAAACUAAACUUAACAGUAACGCCAAAUUGUACGAGCCUAAAGGACUAGAUCCCCUAAGGGUCUAGGUUAAUUUCUGCUCGAAUAUAAUUUCCUUUCCAUCACUAAAAUAUAAAUACACACAACUCACAUACACACAUACACUCACACUAUCACGUGCAGACAAAAGAAAACGUGCACAUCAGCGUAUGCAACUUCGAGUAUAUUAAAGUCUUAGGCAUCAUCUAAGAUCCCAGACUCAAGUAGAUCUCCUCCGCCCACACAUAUUAGUAAUAUAAUAUGGUUUAAACUGGAAUCAAAUACGCUUGCAAUUUGAUAAAUUCACUUUUCGUUCACCUGUAAUCGCACAUACAUAAAUACACACGAACACACCAACACACUCUAACAUAAGCACAUACAAACACCACAAAUCAUUUAGUUAUAAGCAUUUGUUUUAGUCAGACAUUUGGGCAAUUCGGUUGCCAACUGAUUUAGAUUAUAAUUGGCCCCAGCGUAUUUGAUUUCUGUGACUAUUCUCGAAUAAUCAAUCCUAUUCAAUAAUCUAUAUUAAUAAUAAUGCAAAAUUGUAAUUUGCAAUGCUCCAAGCGACACUGAAACAGAGACAAACAAAUAUGAUAUAAUUUCUUAGAAUCAAAUGCGUGUUACAUCGUCUUAAACCAUAUUAUGUGACUAGUCUAAUUGCUUAGCUGAAACUUCACAACAACUUUCACAAAACAAUAGCAACAAGAACAACAAAAGAAUAAAUAAAAAUAACUAAAAUGUAUAAUUCCAUUUAAUGUAAACUUAUGAAUUGAUUUACAACUUAUGAAUAAAGGAGUUAAUUCAACA
Drosophila arizonae is the source of this 3327-nucleotide messenger RNA. RefSeq lists its product as uncharacterized. The record is from RefSeq and is a predicted model, not a curated record. NCBI's taxonomy places the organism in Eukaryota, Metazoa, Arthropoda, Insecta, Diptera, Drosophilidae. Gene Ontology annotation, molecular function: ATP binding; nucleic acid binding; RNA helicase activity.